Ophidiomyces ophidiicola is the source of this 2664-nucleotide messenger RNA. RefSeq lists its product as uncharacterized. Gene Ontology annotation, molecular function: beta-mannosidase activity. Gene Ontology annotation, biological process: carbohydrate metabolic process; glycoprotein catabolic process. The coding region runs from base 1 to 2664 and encodes 887 amino acids. The transcript is spliced from 3 exons. The record is from RefSeq and is a predicted model, not a curated record. Lineage: Eukaryota; Fungi; Ascomycota; Eurotiomycetes; Onygenales; Onygenaceae.
AUGGAUUCACCAAACGUCUCAGAUUCAAGACUAGCAGAGCCGGAAAUGCGGUCCCAAAUCCAGAAUGAACGAGCAGUGUCGCCCAACGUCGUGCCGGAAGGCCCUCGGCCCCUCAUUGCUACACCUAUUGAAAAGAAUUGGGAGUUCAAAAAAGACAAUAACAGCAAUACUAGGUUUCGUCCGGUCUCCCAGUUUCCGACAAAUAUCCAUCUGGAUCUUAUGCACCACGGGAUCAUCACAGACCCAUUUAUUGCGACAAACGAAGAAACAGUGCAGUGGGUUGGGUUGGAGUCAUGGGUGUACAGAACCACUUUCAAAUGUCCAAAUCUGACCAGACUUGAAAAGGCUCUUCUUUCAUUUGAGGGCCUGGAUACAUUCGCUACAAUAAAGCUAAAUGGUUCCCAAAUCCUAUCCACGGAGAAUAUGUUCUUGCCAUUAAAGGUCGAUAUUACCGACAGAGUCUUCACGGGAGAUGCUGACAAUGAGCUACAAAUAUUUUUCAAGAGUGCUUUCCAACAAGGGAGGGAGAUUCAGGAAGAGCAUCCUCAGCAUAAAUGGGGCUGCUGGAAUGGCGAUCCAAGCCGAUGUGCUGUCAGGAAAGCCCAGUACCAUUACGGAUGGGAUUGGGGACCGUGUCUCAUAACAUGUGGCCCUUGGAAACCAAUUUACCUUGAAAUUUUCACAGCCCGUAUCAGUGACUUGCAUGUUCAUAGUACUGUCGACGAAUCCCUUCGGCAUGCCCAAGUGAAAGUAGAUGUCGAAGUCGAUGGAAAUUGGGAGACAGUAGUUAUCCAACUACUUCUCGAUGGUGUUCUUGAAGCUGAAGAGACGCGAAAUAUCUCAUUCAACCCCGCAUUGGCAACAUUUCAUAUUGAGAACCCAGAACUCUGGUAUCCCAUCCAUUAUGGUAAGCAGCGGAUGUACACUGUCGUUGCAACAUUAUAUGGGGGUGGCUCGAAGCUGGACAGCUGUACUAAGCGGAUCGGACUCCGUCGAGCUCAAGUGAUUCAAAGACCCUUGAGCGACAAACAUUCCUCUGGGAAAACUUUCUUCUUUGAGAUCAAUAAUACCCCUAUCUUUUGUGGUGGCAGUAAUUGGAUUCCAGCGGAUUCUUUCCUCCCUCGGAUAUCUUCAGAAAAGUAUCGAGCGUGGUUGAAUCUAAUCGCGGGCGGGAAUCAAAAUAUGGUUAGAGUCUGGGGAGGUGGAAUUUACGAAGCGGACAUUUUCUAUGAACUAUGUGAUGAGCUAGGAUUGCUCGUCUGGCAAGAUUUCAUGUUUGCAUGCGGAAAUUACCCGGCUCAUUUGUCAUUCCUGAAGAAUGUGGAGCGCGAGGCCAUAGCCAAUGUCAAGCGUUUGAGACAUCAUCCAUCUAUCAUCAUUUGGGCGGGCAACAACGAGGACUACCAGUAUGCGGAGAGUGAAAACUUGGGCUACGAUCCGAGUGAUCAAAAGCGAGAAAACUGGCUAGGCUCUACAUUUCCGGCCAGGUAUAUUUAUGAGGAGCUCCUGUUAAAUGUCAUGCAUAAACAUGCCCCUGGCACCUAUUAUCACUUUGGAUCGCCAUGGGGUGGUGAAAAUUCUAGAGAUUCACAAAACGGAGAUAUCCAUCAAUGGAAUGUCUGGCAUGGUACCCAGGAAAAAUAUCAAAACUUUGAUAAACUGUCUGGCCGGUUUGUCUCAGAGUUUGGUAUGCAGGCGUUUCCAAAUAUAAAAACUAUUGACUCUUAUCUUUUACAUCAGGAGCAUGAUGUCGAUAGAUAUGCCCAGUCCAAAACAAUUGAUUUUCACAACAAAGCUGCUGGACAUGAGCGGCGUUUGGCUACAUACCUUGUUGAAAAUUUUAGAUAUCGAUUUGAGCCGCUUGAGAAGUAUAUUAACUAUACCCAGGCGAUGCAAGCAGACUGCUUAGCCACUGCAUAUAGAUUGUGGAGGCGUGAGUGGAAAGGUCCAGGGCAAGAAUAUUGUGCCGGAGCUUUGGUGUGGCAAAUGAACGACUCGUGGCCCGGGACAUCUUGGGCCAUUGUCGAUUACUAUUUUCGGCCAAAACAUGCUUACUAUGCCGUGAAACGCGAACUACAACCGGUCAUCAUUGGUGUUAAACGUUCUGUUUCAGCACCAUCGCCUGGCGAGCUACCCUCCGGAAAAUGGACUCGAAUUAUCGACAUUUGGGCCUCUAAUUUUGAACUGAAUACUAAAGAGGUUCAAGUCGUUGUCAAAGUGUUUGAUGUUCUUACGGGGAAAAAAAUUUUAUCGUCAAUCAUCCUUAAUCACCUUGUGCUGCAGCAAAACCGUGCUGUGGAAAUAACGCAGUUUGACUUGCGUACAGUAGUUCCAGAUACAUGUGACGAUGAACUUCGUCUGGUGGUUGCUGUCUACCUUUUGGAAAACGAGAAGAUAAUCGCUCGACAUAUCAACUGGCCAGAACCAGUGAAGUACGUUCAAUUGCAGGCGGCAAAAGUUGACAUGAAGCUCUGCGGGGAUAAUGAUCAAAUAGAGCUACGAACGGACCUACCGGUAAAGGGCUUGACACUCUCUAGUGUGGAUAAAGAAGUGGUGUUUGAGGACAAUUACGUUGAUCUUGUCCCUGAGGACCCUGUUUAUAUUGGAGUUUGUGGAGUGAAGGAGGGUGAAGACUGCCUGGUAAAACAUUUCAUGCUCAAUUAA